This is a messenger RNA of Dictyostelium discoideum AX4, 669 nucleotides long. RefSeq lists its product as hypothetical. The coding region runs from base 1 to 669 and encodes 222 amino acids. The transcript has 2 exons. Lineage: Eukaryota; Evosea; Eumycetozoa; Dictyosteliales; Dictyosteliaceae. The record is from RefSeq and is a predicted model, not a curated record. Gene Ontology annotation, biological process: translational elongation.
AUGAAUAAAUUUUUAAAAGCAUCAACAAGUAUUACACGUUUAAUAAAUAGACAACAAUCAACUAUUGAAACAUGCCAAUAUGCAAAAAGAUUUCAAGAGAUUGAAGCAAGUGAAUUAAAGAAAGGUAUGUGGAUUGAACAUAAGUCCAAAUUAUUCCAAAUUGAGAAAGUUGUACAUCAAAAGGUUGCAAUGAGAGGUGGUUUCAUCAUUACCGAUAUGAAGAAUGUUAUUGAUGGUUCAAAAAGUAAUAUUAAAUUUAGAAGUGCAGAGAAUAUAGAAUUAGUUGAUCUCUCAAGAAGUACUUAUAAUUUCGUUGAAACUAUCAAAGAUGGUAAAGCUUUUGUUUUUAGAAGAAUUGAUAGUGAAGGUGAUGAAGAAGAUGAUGAAGAUUUUGUUUGUACAAAUAUUUCACAAUUAGAUGGUUAUUCACCAUAUUUAUCUUUAUUCGGUGAAGAUACUGAAUUCCAUUUUAGAACAUAUAAUGGUAAUGUAAUUGAUUUUAAAGGACCAACACAAAUUGAUCUUACUAUUAGAUCUGUAUCAGAUCUCCAAAACAAUAAUGUUCUUCAUUUUGAAAAUGGUCGUUCUUGUAAAGGUCCAAUUUAUUUAAAACCUGGUGAUAAAGUUCAAAUUCGUUUACCAGAGGAAGUUUUCAUAACAAAAGUUUAA